Messenger RNA from Peromyscus eremicus (cactus mouse), 845 nucleotides. RefSeq names its product gametocyte specific factor 1 (gene Gtsf1). The record is from RefSeq and is a predicted model, not a curated record. Lineage: Eukaryota; Metazoa; Chordata; Mammalia; Rodentia; Cricetidae. The transcript has 8 exons. The coding region runs from base 257 to 826 and encodes 189 amino acids.
GUAAUGGAGCUCUCCAGUAAAAGAGAAUUCAAACUGAGAUGUUUUCUCUUUUAAUGUUUUUCAUUUCUGUUAUAAUUGUUCUUUUACAUGUUCUCUAUGAGUUCUUAAAUUCACAUGUUCCCUCACUAUAGAGAGAGAAUCAGUGCUGACUGGAGUAGUACUUAUCUUGCCAUUGUGUAAGAAAUGAGAGGGACAGAGUGAAGCAUUGCCAGAAAGGGAGAACAUUACACUUGAACAGGACUCCUGUGCCAUCAGCAUGGAAGACACUUACAUCGACUCCCUGGACCCUGAAAAGUUAUUACAGUGCCCCUAUGAUAAAAAUCACCAGAUCAGGGCCUGUAGGUUUCCUUAUCAUCUUAUCAAGUGCAGAAAGAAUCAUCCUGAUGUUGCAAACAAAUUGGCUACUUGUCCCUUCAAUGCUCGGCACCAGGUUCCCCGGGCUGAAAUCAGUCAUCACAUCUCAAGCUGUGAUGACAAGAGCUGUAUUGAGCAGGAUGUGGUCAACCAAACCAGGAACCUUGGACAAGAGACUCUGGCUGAGAGCACAUGGCAGUGCCCUCCUUGUGAUGAAGACUGGGAUAAAGAUUUGUGGGAACAGACCAGCACCCCAUUUGUUUGGGGCACAGCCAACUUCUGUGGCAACAACAGUCCUGCAAACAACAUAGUUAUGGAACAUAAGAGUAACCUGGCUUCGGGCAUGCGAGUUCCCAAGUCUCUGCCCUAUGUUCUGCCAUGGAAAAAUAAUGCCAGACUGUGGAAGACUCUUGCUUUUUCCUGCUACCCAAGGGUUCUUCUUUUUUCUCUUUAUCUAAUUAUAGAACAGUAAACUGUCUGUGACUUUCAAA